Antrostomus carolinensis (chuck-will's-widow) is the source of this 756-nucleotide messenger RNA. Its product is annotated as synaptic vesicle glycoprotein 2A-like. Gene Ontology annotation, biological process: transmembrane transport. The annotation marks the transcript as partial. The transcript has 5 exons. The record is from RefSeq and is a predicted model, not a curated record. Gene Ontology annotation, cellular component: synaptic vesicle membrane; neuron projection. Lineage: Eukaryota; Metazoa; Chordata; Aves; Caprimulgiformes; Caprimulgidae. Gene Ontology annotation, molecular function: transmembrane transporter activity.
GUCUGGAGUAACUUCCAGCAGUGCUUCGCGCCCCAGUACCGCCGGGUGACGCUGAUGAUGAUGGCCGUCUGGUUCACCAUGUCCUUCAGUUACUACGGGCUGACGGUUUGGUUCCCGGACAUGAUCAAGCACCUGCAGAACAUCGAGUACUCGUCACGCACCAAGCUCUUCACCCACGAGAAGGUCCGACACUUCACCUUCAACUUCACCCUGGAGAACCAGAUCCACCGGGGCGGCGAGUACUUCAACGACAAGUUCAUCGGCCUGAAGAUGAAGUCGGUGACGUUUGAGGACUCGCUCUUUGAGGAGUGUUACUUUGAGGACAUCACCUCCAGCAACACCUUCUUCAAGAACUGCACCUUCAUCUCCACCGUCUUCUACAACACAGAUCUCUUUGAGUACAAGUUCAUCAACAGCCGGGUGGUGAACAGCACCUUCCUGCACAACAAGGAGGGCUGUCAGCUGGACUUCAGUGAUGACAACAACGCCUACAUGAUCUACUUCGUCAGCUUCUUGGGCACCUUGGCUGUCCUCCCCGGGAACAUCGUCUCAGCCCUCCUCAUGGACAAGAUCGGCCGCCUUCGCAUGCUGGCCGGCUCCAGCGUCAUGUCCUGUGUCAGCUGCUUCUUCCUCUCCUUUGGGAACAGCGAGUCGGCCAUGAUCGCGCUGCUCUGCCUCUUCGGCGGCGUCAGCAUCGCCUCCUGGAACGCCCUGGACGUCCUCACCGUCGAGCUCUACCCCUCCGACAAGAGGUGA